UAACCUUCGGUCAGUUGGUUAGUUAAAGAAAUUUUGCUGAAAAUAAUUUUUUGUAGUGCCAUUCAAAAUGAGUGAAAAAGGUGUAACAAAGGUAGCUGUCGUUCAAGCUGCUUCGGCAAUUUUCAACAUUGAGAAAACAAUGGAGAAAGUUGUUAAACUAGCUAAAGAUGCAGCCGAUGCUGGAGCUAAACUUGUUCUAUUCCCUGAAGCCUUUCUGUCCGGCUACCCUCAUUUCCUAGAUUUUGGCAAGCCAGGCGCUACAAACUCCAAAGCACGCGACACAUUCAAAAGAUAUUUUGAAAGUUCUGUCGAUGUGCCUGGACCAAUAGUGACACAGUUGGCCAACAUUGCGAAAGAGAAUAAAAUUUUCAUGGUUGUUGGUGCCAUUGAACGAGCUCUGUCCACACUGUAUUGUGUGACGUUAUUUUUCAAUGACGAAGGCCAAUUUUUGGGAAAACAUCGAAAACUUGUUCCAACAACAGCUGAGCGAUUAGUUUGGGGACGUGGCGAUGGAUCCACUUUACCGGUGUUUGAUUGGCCGAUGGGAAAAGUGGGUGCCGUUAUUUGCUGGGAAAAUUAUAUGCCUUUGGUCAGAAUGACUAUGUAUUCGAAAGGAAUUCAAAUUUAUUUGGCACCUAAUGCUGACGACACGGACGGAUGGCUGCAUUCAAUGCAACACAUUGCACUUGAAGGGCGUUGCUUCGUUUUGGCAUGCAAUCAAUUCAUUCGAAAGAGUGACUAUCCGGCAGACCUAGUCGGAAAGGUCGACUGUGAAAAUGACAUUGUCUGUCGUGGAGGCAGUGUAAUUGUGAAUCCGCUCGGUGAAAUUUUGGCCGGACCAAACUACACCAGUGAAGAAAUUUUGUAUGCCACCAUUGACAUAGGCGAUGUCAUCAAGGGGAAGUUUGAUUUAGACACAGUCGGUCACUACUCACGACCGGACAUAUUUGCACUGACGGUGAACGAAAAAGAGCAAGCUAACGUGACAAUCAACAGGGCACAGAGUGAAGAUUCAGUUCAGACUAGCCUGAAAAAUAUAAAUUUGAGUCAAUAGAGCAAAUGUCCAUGUAUUAUAAUGCGACAAAUAAACAAAUGAUUUAUUUGAA
Molecule: messenger RNA, 1106 nt
Organism: Bradysia coprophila
Lineage: Eukaryota; Metazoa; Arthropoda; Insecta; Diptera; Sciaridae
Molecular function (GO): catalytic activity
Source: RefSeq, a predicted model, not a curated record